Molecule: messenger RNA, 6573 nt
Organism: Erpetoichthys calabaricus (reedfish)
Lineage: Eukaryota; Metazoa; Chordata; Cladistia; Polypteriformes; Polypteridae
Gene: frem1b
Product: Fras1 related extracellular matrix 1b
Exons: 35
Coding region: 248-6562 (2104 amino acids)
Biological process (GO): cell communication
Cellular component (GO): membrane
Source: RefSeq, a predicted model, not a curated record
UGGGACAGACGAACCAGGAAGCACCAGGGGCCACAAAUCAAAGCCACACGGGCCUAUAAGGACUCUGGCAGCAGGUUCUGUUCUCCUGGAUUUUGUCCAAUCAGAUCUCCUCACGGUGUCCUAAGCCAGGCGAGUGGAUGCCAUCAUUUACUGUGUCCAGUCCUGUGGUGCUUUGAAGACGCUCGGAUGUGAUUAGUCCUGGACAAUCGGCAGUCAUCUUAAGAGUGUAUCUAACAGUAGGACCACAAUGGCUGACUUGGCCUUCCUGGUUUCCGUUGUGUUAGCAGUAGCCUUGCCUGCAGCACCGAGUCUGGUCCAGCUCAACAGAGGAUUAAAGGUGGGCAGAGGCCAGUCAGUGUUUGUAACAGACAGCGAGCUGCGAUUUGAGAUUCCCAAAGAGCUGGACACCUGCAAGGUGGAGGUGGUUUUGAAUGAGCCCGCCACCCAGCGUGUUGGUAAGCUGAGCCCACAGGUGUUCGACUGCCACUUCUUGCCAGACGAGGUGAAGUAUGUCCACAAUGGAAGCCCGCUGCUUGGCGAAGACAAGGUCAUGCUGAGGCUGUACAGGUUCACUGAAUCCGAAACCACUGUGGAAACGUUCCUGUUGGAGGUGCAGGUGACGGAGCCCAAGGAAACUCUGAUCCAGUUUGGCCCCGUGGCACUUGAAGUUCCAGAAUUCCAUGGUUUAUCAAAUUCGCUGGAUAGCAGAGUGGUGUCAUUCAAGUCCAUUCCUGAUGGAGUCUGCACAGUGCGACUCAUCUCCUCAGAGACUAACGUGCCAGCACAUGGAGAACUGAUCGUGGAAGAUUCCAGUCGGGCUCACCAAAAAGAAAGUGGCGCUGGCACAGAGUUACGAAAAGUUCGACAGGCAAGGCCAGCCUGUCCUGGCAAUAAAGCCUGCUCAUCUGGAGCCAAAGAGGUGCACUUCCUCAAGGCCGACUGCGACGCCUUCCUUCAGAUGGGCCUCCGGUAUCAGCACCUGAGUCCACCUUCUCCCGAGGUUGACUAUGUCUCCAUCCGGGUGGAGAUCAGGGACAAGAAGACCCGCUCGCUGGUGCAGAUGCAGAGUGCUUGGAUUCCAGCAAAGAUACGUGGGGCGAUUCCAAACCAGCAGCCCCGUGCUGCCUUCAUGUCCAUGUUCAUUCUGGAGGUGGACCAGUUCAUUCUGACUCCCUUAAGCACAGCGGCCCUGGAUGCUGAAGAUGACGAGACCCCCCAGUCCAGGCUGGUCUUUAAUGUCACCAAGCCCCCCAUAGAGGGCUAUCUGACCCACUUAGAUGACCACACGAAGCAGAGCUCUUCUUUCACUUGGCAGGACCUCCACGAUAUGAAGAUAGCCUAUCAGCCUCCCAACAGCAGCCACAGCGGCCGUCGGAACUUUGAGGUGGAGUUUGUGGCCAUUGAUGACUUCUUUGCUGAGAGCCCUCCCAUUAUGGUGCACUUCUCCAUUCGGUCAACAGAGACCAAUGCCCCUCGGGUUUCUUGGAACAUGGGACUGGACUUGUUGGAAGGGCAGUCAAGGCCAAUUUCCUGGGAGAACUUCCAGAUCGUAGACAACGACAACAUCAAUAGUGUCUACUUUGUGGCAGUGGAUGGACCGCAGCACGGGAGACUUACUGUCCGAGGUGGCAAAGGAUUCAUGUUCAAAGUCCAGGACAUCAAAGAUGGCACUGUCCGGUACCACCAUGGGGACAGCGACACCACUAAGGAUUACAUCGUCUUCCGCGUCUCUGAUGGCAAGCACAGCAUCCGCCACAAAUUCCCCAUCAACAUCCUCCCGAAGGAUGACACGCCCCCAUUCCUCAUCAACAACAUGGCCUUCGAGGUGCAGGAGGGCGCUGUGGUCCUCAUUGAGGAGCACAUGCUGCUGGCCUCUGACCUGGACUCCAGUGACGACUACAUUCUCUACCAGCUCACCGUUUGGCCCCGCGCGGGCGAGAUUGUCAAAAAGCCCUCCGCAGGGUUGCCAGGGUUCCCGGUGAAGAGCUUCCUGCAGAGGGACCUGUUCCAUGGGCUGAUCUAUUACCAGCACCUGGGGGGUGAGCUAUUUGAAGACUCCUUUGAGUUCACGCUGUCUGAUGGGCACGAGCCUCCAAACCUGUCCCAGACUCACGUGGUGGUCAUUCACAUCUCACCUGUUAAAGACCAGCUGCCAAAGGAGGUCCCCGGCACAGUGCGGGCCAUCACCGUCAAGGAGUCUGACAUCGCUUACAUCACCAAGAGCCACCUCCAUUUCCGAGAUGUGGAAUCUCCUGACGCGGACCUCAUGUACUUUGUCACACAGCCCUGCUUUGUCCCCCAGGCUGAUAGGGAGCAGGAUGCUGGCAAGCUCUUCUUUACCGACAGCGUGGGCUCAAAGAAGAAGGACCCCUCAGUCCCUCUGCUCAAGUCAUUCACUCAGCACGCCAUCAAUCACCUGAAGGUGGGCUACAUGCCUCCGCUAGUAGAUAUCGGCCCCAGUGCCCUGGAUGUGCAGUUUAUCUUCUCUGUGAGUGACCAGCAUGGUGGCACCCUCAGCGAACUAACCUUCAACAUCACCGUCCUGCCCGUGGACAAUCAGGCUCCUGAGAUCUUCACCAAUCCCAUGAAAGUGGAGGAAGGUGCAGGGAAUUUCAUCACAUCGGAGAACCUGCUAGUCGCCGACGUGGACACCAAUCCUGACAAUCUGCGGCUACAACUGAAGCUGAAGCCAAGGCAUGGCCACGUGGAGCUGAACGGCUCACCCAUGCUGGAAGGUGACGUCUUCACGCUGGGUGACCUUCGGGGAUUCAGAGUACGGUAUCAGCAUGACGACUCCGAGACCCUGGAGGACACCAUUUGGUACACCUGCACCGACGGCUUCAACUCAGCAGAUGGCGCUCUCUCAGUCAAGAUCAUCCCAGUGAACGAUGAGGCCCCAGAGCUCAAAGUCGGACUAAAGUCAGGCCUGGAGUGUCCUGAAGGUGGCCAUGUCCUAAUCACAGCUGACUUCCUGUACGCCACUGACGCCGACAGUGAUGACACCAAGCUAACCUUCAUGCUGGCUCGCUCCCCCAGCUAUGGUGUGGUGCAUCGAGGAGGGCGUAUGGUGGACAAGUUCUCCCAGCAAGAUAUCAUUCAAGGACUCAUCUCCUAUGUGCAUACAGGUGGCGAGGUUGGGCCAAGUCCCUGCCUGGAUGCCCUCACCUUGAUUGUGUCGGAUGGAGAGGCAGGCACAGUGGACAGCUGCUGCCUAGAGGACGUCGUCCCCCCUCCUGUUCCUUUACAUGGAUCACUUCCUGUCUAUGACCUCAAUGUCACGGUUCUCCCUGUCAACAACCAGGCCCCUUCCAUUACUGUAGGUGACAUGUUCAUAGUGGAUGAAGGCUCUUCCACAGCUUUGUUGCCAGUAUUCCUUCAGGCCUCCGAUGAAGACACCUUCCCAGAGGCACUCGUCUUUCUCGUUGGCACUUCUCCACAAUAUGGCUACUUGGAAAAUACCCUUCCAUCACCUGGACACGAGAAGAGCAAUGCCGGGCUCAGUAUUGCCUCUUUCAGCUUGCGGCACCUCAAAGAUGGACACAUCAACUACGUCCAGUCUCGUCACAAGGGCGUUGAGCCAACGGCAGACCAUUUCACAGUGUCCGUGAGCGACGGCGUCCACCACUCUAUGGCCAUCCCUUUCUAUGUCAUCAUCAGCCCCAAGAAUGACGAGAGGCCUUGGCUCCUGCUGGGCAACAUGACGGUGCUCGAGGGUGGCAUUGGCGAGCUGACCUCCUCGGUCUUAGACAUCACUGACCUGGACGCUCCACCAGAUAUCCUCACCGUGUCAGUCGUCACCCAUCCCCAUCAUGGGACCAUCCUCAAAGCAGUCUAUGGCAUCCAGGUCAAGCGCUAUAAGGAGAUGAACCCUGAUGUGCGCCAACACAGCUUGCCUGUCCAGAGCUUUACCAUGAGUCAGCUGCAGCAAGGAAUGAAGCUCAUCUACGUGCACGAUGACACAGAAAGCCUCCGGGACAGUUUUAGCAUUCAAGUAACAGAUGGCAAGCACACGGUCCAAGGGACGGUGAACGUCCACAUCCUGCCGGUCAACGAUGAAAAACCUCACUUGUUAAAAAAUGCAGGUCUCACUGUGGACGUGGCAGAGAACAAGGUCAUCUCCAGUGUGGCUUUGGAAGCAGAGGACAAGGACACUCCUCGGGACCAGCUCGUCUACGUCAUCAGCAAAAGCCCCACAUUUGGACAGCUGCAGCUCAAGACGAAGGCCGGCUGGCUCCUGUUACUUCCUGGAAUGAACUUCACACAGGAGGAGGUGGACAUGAAUCGCCUGUGGUACCUGCACACGACGCUGCUGGGCUCGGAGGGCCAUGACAGCUUCCGCUUUUACCUGACGGACCAUGACAACGAGUCCCCUGCUGAGGUCUUCCACAUUUCGCUGCUCAAUGCCCAUAAAGGUGACAUUGCUCUUCUUACCAAACCCGUAACUCUAACAGAGGGUGACAAGGUCACCUUGACGACAGAUGUUCUUCUGGCAACAGAUGGCACUGGCAGAGCGGAGGAGCUGCAGUAUGCCGUCUCGGCACCACCUGCCCACGGUCACAUCGAGUUCAUCAAUUAUCCUGGCCUCCCCAUCACCGACUUCAGCCAGUUGGAUGUGGCGGCCCAAAAAGUCUGUUAUGUGCAUGACAACAGUCACGAGACGGGAGACGAUUUCUUGAGCUUCGUGGUCAGCAACGGCUUGACAACCAAGUCCGGCUCUCUCAAGUUCGUCAUUAAGCAGGUGGACCGCAUCCCCCCCACGUUACUUCGGAACAGAGGUUUGCAGCUUCUUGAGGGCACCACGGUGACCAUUGGUCCGGAGACCCUGGAACUCGGCGACCCCGACACGCCAAUGAACCGACUCGUCUACUCCAUCAGCCAGCACCCUCGGCACGGCCAGCUCCUCCUAAAGGGCAGGACUCUGGCAGUGGGCAGCUUCACUCAGCUGGACGUGAACAACAUGGAUGUGACGUAUCGGCACGACGGGGGCAAAGCAGAGGUCGACCACUUUGGGUUUGUUGCCUCGGAUGGAACCAACGAUGGCUUCCUGUUACAUGGACAGCUGCGCAAGGAGCCGAUGACCUUUACUGUACAGGUGGAGCACAGUGACAAGUUGCCCCCUCGAGUUGUGACCAAAGUGACCCCCUCAAGCGUAGAGGACCUGAAAGACGGCAGGUUUGGAGUCAGCGUCACAUCUCGUCAUCUCAAGGCUUCAGACGGUGACAGCAGAGAUGAAGAACUGGAGUUUGUGGUCAUUCGGCCCCCGUUCUUCGGGUACCUGGAGAACACCAUCACAGGAGCCUACAUCAGGAGCCGCUUCACUCAGAAGGACUUGGACAGACGAGCCGUGCGCUAUGUCAUUGACCCGUCAGUGGACACCAACUCCGACAGCUUUGAAUUUAAAGUAACCGACGCAGCAGGCAACAGUGCCACGCCAGACAUGCUGGAAAUCCAGUGGUCACGGAUCGAGCUGGCAUCAACGUGCUACCGCAUUUGUGAAAAUGGUGGCACCCUGUCAAUCCAAGUGUCUCGAAGUGGCAUCAGCGCUGAUCCUGCCUAUGUUGCCAUCCAGAUUCAUGAAGACACAGCCCGGCUGGGACAGGACUUCACGCACAGCUCUGCCACGCUGAUCCAGUUUGAUCCCGGUGUAACGACAAAGACGUGGAAAGUGUUUUUGAAGGACGACGGGCUGGAAGAAAACGAUGAGAAGUUUCAGCUGCAGCUCAAAGGCCCGAGGAAUGCAGUUUUGGGGAUGAAGGACAAGGCCACGGUGGAGAUUGUGGACCCUCGAGGAGGUCGCUGUGAGCCCGAGGAGCUACCAGCAGGUGGCAGCACCAGUGGACGGCUCACAGUCAUUCCCGAGGUCCUCGUCCCAGGGAACUCAAAGCCCAGCCUGGAGACCGAUGUCCUUCAAGAGCGUCACCGGUCACCACCGCGAGGAGAUGUGCCCCAGACGGACCACUUUUUGGAUUACGGCGGAGCCAUCGUCCGGGAUGAGGCGGCUGGGAAAUCGCUGCAGACGUUUCACGGGAUGGUGCCACUCAAACUGGAAGAGAAAACUGGCUCAGGUCCUGCCAGGAGGCCCAUGGCACGUGCCUGGUCUUGGCACACCAACAUGCGAGACGUUCCUCAAGGCGACUCCCCGGUCGUCAAUCCACAGCCACAGGUGUCCAAGACAGCCAGCUGCCCGGAGGGCUGGACGCUCCACGGUGGGCGCUGCUACUUCCUGAGCGACAAGGUGGCCAGUUGGACGGGGGCAGAGAUGGACUGCGGCAGAAGAUUCCAAAGCCACCUGGUCAGCGUCCACUCCUCCACAGAGAUGACUUGGCUACGCCAGUUUGCCAAGGGGCAGCCCUUCUGGAUAGGACUGAGGAGCACCUCUGAGGGCAUCACCUGGACCAACGGGCACGAGAUGUCCUACGCCAGACUGAAACCGGGCACGGCCCCCCAUGGCCGCAGGUGUGUGGCAACACAACCAAGGGGCACCUGGCACUGGAGGAGGUGCAGCAAGGAGCAGAAAAAGUACAUCUGUGCCCACCCAGUACACAACCUAGAAGCAUUUUAAAUAAAGACAAA